AUGAGGUCCCUGGUCAGCACCUCACACCUCCAACUAGCCGCCUUUGCUGUCGGCACGAUAGGCUGGAUCAUGUGUGCUAUCUCCAUGGGACUUGUGGAAUGGAGAGUGUGGCACGUGGACAACACCACUGUUAUCUCCUCUGGCGUUGCCUGGGUGGGAAUUUGGAAAGUCUGCUUUAUCAGUUAUCUUCACGUCUCACCUGGCUAUAAAGAACAGUUCUGUCAUAAAUUCAGGGCGUUUGACUCCUUCGUCCCCCAUGAAAUUUAUGUUGCUCAAGGUCUCCUGUUGGUUGCCAUGAUCAUGGGUUUGAUGGGACUAACUGCCACAAUAUUUGCUCUGAGAAAUAUUUAUAUGGGAAUAGUUGAAAAAACUCUCAUAGCCCAUUUCUUCCUGGUUGGCGGUUUCUUCUACAUAUUUUCUGGUCUAUGUGUCCUAAUUCCAGUGAGCUGGAAUUUCUAUUCUGUAACGCAUAAUGAGAGCAUUGCUUUUCCUCCUUCUUACCACAUGCCCUCCAGCCCAAUGACACAGGAGGUUGGUGCUGCAAUUCCUAUUGGUAUUAUAGCUGUUAUCCUGCUGCUCCUAAGUGGGACUUUUUCUCUCUCAUACAGAUUUCCUGUAACUUCAAGCACUAUCAUGCAGUCCUGA
Rhea pennata is the source of this 645-nucleotide messenger RNA. It is a transcript of the gene CLDN34, whose product is annotated as claudin 34. The record is from RefSeq and is a predicted model, not a curated record. Gene Ontology annotation, biological process: bicellular tight junction assembly; cell adhesion. The transcript has a single exon. Bases 1 to 645 code for a protein of 214 amino acids. Gene Ontology annotation, cellular component: bicellular tight junction; plasma membrane. NCBI's taxonomy places the organism in Eukaryota, Metazoa, Chordata, Aves, Rheiformes, Rheidae. Gene Ontology annotation, molecular function: structural molecule activity.